Molecule: messenger RNA, 3643 nt
Organism: Stegodyphus dumicola
Lineage: Eukaryota; Metazoa; Arthropoda; Arachnida; Araneae; Eresidae
Gene: Ssadh
Product: succinic semialdehyde dehydrogenase
Biological process (GO): GABA catabolic process
Cellular component (GO): mitochondrion
Molecular function (GO): succinate-semialdehyde dehydrogenase (NAD+) activity
Source: RefSeq, a predicted model, not a curated record
AUGUCUGAAGGAACAGAUACUAUAUGUAUUGCUAAUUGUCUGUACUUAGUUUGUCUUCUCACCAUUGUUCCAGAGGUAGAAAUAAUUAUGUUAAUGCUUUCCUCAUCUUAUCUGAUUCAGUUACUAUUGUCGUAUUCUGCAUCAACUGUUAAACGAGUUUCUUUGGAGUUGGGAGGAAAUGCUCCAUUCAUUGUGUUCAAUUCUGCCAAACUUCAGCUUGCUGUUUCUGGUGUCAUGGCAUCAAAGUUUCGAAAUUCUGGGCAGACUUGCGUAUGCACAAAUAGAAUUUUAGUGCAAGAUGGAAUUCAUGAUGAAUUUGUUUUUGAGUUAUCUAAAGCUAUGAAACAACUGACUGUAGGAAAUGGAAUGCUUCCGGAUGUAAAUAUUGGGCCACUAAUUAAUGAACAAGCUGUAGAAAAGGUAAAUAUGCAUGUACAGGAUGCACUAGGAAAGGGAGCAAAAUUAGUUUUAGGAGGAAAGAUUCAUUCAUGUGGUAAAACAUUCUAUGAACCAACACUGCUUACCAAUAUUAGCCGAGAUAUGCUUAUGUGUAAAGAGGAAACAUUCGGGCCUGUUGCAGCUGUUAUGAAGUUUCAUUCUGAAGAAGAAGCAAUAGGGAUUGCAAAUGAUACGAAGGCAGGAUUAGCUAGUUACUUUUACUCGGAAGACUUUGCUCAGAUAAUGAGAGUUUCUAGAUGCCUUGAAAAUGGUAUGGUUGGUGUAAAUGAAGGCAUAAUAUCUACUGCAGAGGCUGCAUUUGGUGGUAUAAAAGAAUCUGGGAUGGGAAGAGAAGGUUCUCGUUAUGGUAUUGAUGAAUACGUAUAUAUGAAGUAUAUUUGUCUUGGUGGAUUGAACUGAAUUUAUUGAUCCACAUCUCUCUCUGGGUUUCCAAGUUUCUGUAGAUCGCUGAAUUUAAUUUACAAUGAAAAAAUAUGUACUCUGUGUUUUGAAAAGUAUACACAUAUAAAUUUUGAUGUGUCUGAUGAUAGCAACUGUAUUCUUAUAGGCAUGCAGAGAGAUGUAUUUUUUGUAAUUAUGGCAUUUAAAAACAAUAACACUUUCUUCUCAGAUUCUAAAAUAUGCAUUUAAAUUUUUUAAUUCAAAAAUUUAUCUAAUUUUAAAUUUAUCAAUCAUAUAUUGCAGCUAGAAAAUUAAAGUAUGUGUUUUAGAAUCUUGGUGGAAAACAUUUUUAGUGACUUGUGUUCCUGAUUUUUAGUAUUGUUAUAUUUGUUAUAUUUAUAAGCUUUCCAAGAACUGCUGUUUAAUUUUACAAUGUACACAAAUUGCAUUCUUCAGUGCAUUCGUAUAAAUGUAUGAGUCUUUUAAUGCUAAUAAAAUAAUUUUGAUAUAGUAUAUUUGCACAGGAAGUUAUUUAAACUGAUUUGUUUAGUUGGUUAUAUUUCAUGUUAUUAUUAGAAUAUUAUCAAUUGUUAUUGAGACUUUUGAGAUUUAUAUUUUUAUGAGUUGAAAAUAAUCAGUUAUAUAUAAUCAAUAAGCCCUUGGAUUUCUUACUUUCUGGAUAAAACAAACUUCAUUUUCUUUUAUUCACUCACUAGUUUGUUAACUAGUGUCAAAAAUUAUAUUUCAGAAUUGUGAAGUCUUUUAUGCACUGAAUAGCAUUAAUUAAUCACACAUUUCUUUUAACCUAUUUAUAAGCAUUUCCUGUGACAUAAAGUGCAUGAAUAAGUAUUCAAAAUUUCAGUAAUGGUGUGUAUGUGUGUGGACAAUUUAGAAUUGAUUCAAAUAGAAUAGAAACAAAAUUAAUUCAUCAAAAGUGCGUCUUUUGCUGCAGUUAGUGCAAAAAUAAAGAAAUGUCAGAAAUUUAAAUUAAAUUCGCAACUUCAAGAAGAGAAAAUUAAAGGAAUUUUUUCCUUAGUGAGAAAAUUAAAACAAAAAGUUCUUAAUAAUCUGAGGAGUGGAUUUAGAUAUGUUUUUGAGGUUAUCUUCAGAAGUAGCCACAUAAAUAAUCAAAACAAUGCUUCUUAUUCCAGCCCUGCACGAACUUUAUUUAAUAACCAAGAUUUAAAAUAAAAAUUAGGUUUAUACAGCAACAACUUUUAUCAUAGAUCACAUUCAAAGUUUGAAAUGCAUCAGCAUGGUGGCAGGGGGAAAAUCAACAUAGCUAGCAAAGAAAAUGCCAUAUAUGGUGGUCGGAAAAAGCAUAAGCACUCUCAAAAAGUCAUUGGCUACCACGCUGGAAUAGUUCCAGCUGUGGAUGUGAUUUUUGUCGAAAGUAACUUUUGUUGAGUUAAUUUCUGUUUCAGAUUUUCAUAAUUAAGGUAAGUUCAUCCACAGUCAGGAUUAGAAAUGUGGUUUUGAUUUUUAAUGACUUUUGUGGCUGCUCAUUCAUAAUGAACAUAAAAGCAUAUCAAAAUCCAUUUUUGAUUUGUCCUUUCCCUCUCUCUCUCUCUGUCUAUACACACACACACCAUUUUAUUGAUAGAAAGUCUUUAGCUCUAUAUUUUGUUUUUGAAAAAAAUAGCACUUUAACAUUCUCAUGUAUGGAUUCUUGAGAUUCUUGUGAAUCAAAGUUGUAUUUCUAUGAAUUUCAGUCGUAAUAAUUUUUGUAACUUCAUGUUUCUAAUGGUGCUAGAAUAAUAUUCAGAAAAAUGAUGAAAUACAGAUGGAAAAUUCUUUAAGCUGUAUGGUAGAGCAGCUCCCCUUAAAAUUGUUUUAUGUGCAUAUUUUAUGAACUUUUUAUUAUAUUUUUCAUUUAAUAUCUCGAUUUUUUAUUGAGUUGGCAUAUGAAAAGACUAUGUUUUUUUCUGAAUUGGGGAGAAAACACCAGCGAUGUAAAUAUACAUCUUACUGUUUUUAAUAAACUUCUUCAUUAUUUUCUGAAUAAAACUUUAAUUUUAGUAACAAAUUCAAAAUUAUGUCUAAUUUCAAUUAAUUUUCUUAUUAUUUUCUGUUUUUCUGAUAGACACAUUGGCUUAGAUUUGCAUGGCAUAGCUAAAAUUAUUGAAGUUAGAGGGAAAUAUUUGUGCUUUCCUUUUUACAUAUUAAUUGGCAAUAUUUGCUAACUUCAUAAUGCAAUUAACUUGUUCAUAAUUAUUAGCAUAAUUGUGCCUCCCAGAGUCUUCCAGAAGGAGUCCAGGCUUCCAAAGUUUUCUUUUCUGUAAGAGAACAUGUAUUGAAAUUUAGUAAUAGUCCAUGAAAUGGUUUUUUCUGUCUUCUAUUAAAGAUAUUUAAUGUGAUUGAUUACUUACAUUUUGCAAGUAAUGAAAAAUUUGUUGUAAUGUUAUUUUUUGAGUUUAUUGCAUGCAAAAUUGGAAUUCUGAUUAUUCUUGUGCUUUAGCCAUUAAUUCUUGAGUAAAGUAAGAAAAAUAAUAAAAAAAAGGCAUAGAAUAAUAAAUAAAUGAAAAGAAGUCUAUGAAUAAGCUAUCACGUUGUUACAUUGCAACUACAAGUAUUAAAGUAUCUAGUAAGAUACAUAUAAAUGAAUAUAUAUUACUAGAUAUUGAUACCUGUAUAUAUACAUGCACGCUCAUACACAAUGUAUACUGUGUACAUAUAUAUGCAAGAUAUGGGAUAAUAUAUGUGAAUUUUUGUAUAAAAACUACAAUAUGAUUUAUUAAAUGUUUUUUUCAUUUUAAGAAAUGUAUAUUGAGUCAAAUAAAAGUGGAUACUUUUCUCAGUUAAA